ACUCUGUUAUUUCAAGUACUCGUGCGAAGCAUACAGUAUUAGAAAUUAAAUAUGUAGUUCAAUUUUUACCAGAUUUUUCGUACAACAUCUUAAAAGUGAUUGCAUAAAACGUUGCACGAAAGAUAUUAGCAAAAAUGCGCAACAAUGAAGGAUCAGUGUUGUACUUGUUACUAGUAUUAAUCUUAUGCGCAGAAGUAUGUAUGACAAACGCGAGACAUUUGAUUAAAAAGAGAAAUUAUAGCGAUCAAAGCGUGAGAGGUUAUUUGGCAGAGCGGACUUGUUGGUGGAACGAGGUCUGCAAAGAAGAAUUUCACAGCAAAUUCCGCUGCCGUUGUCCAAGAUGGUCCUAUUGUCGUGCUCCUGGCAGAUAUUACGACGCUCAUUGUAGUAUAACACGUACAGGCUACAUUUGGACACAACCAGAAACUUCGUUGACGCUCGAAGUUAAUAAAUGAGUCCUUUUUGUAAAUUCUGCUUUGAUCGCACUUAUCCAAAGAUCAAUCAAAAACUAAUACAGUAGGAUCCCAACUACGUGGGGGAUAAGGCUGUUUGGAUGAGAGAAUUUACGAAUAAUAGAACAGUAAGUUACUCUCCCGAUGUUCAUCUUUACGUAUGUAUUGGAAAAAAAAAAAAAAAAAAAAAAAAUAGAAGGGAA
Molecule: messenger RNA, 655 nt
Organism: Bombus terrestris (buff-tailed bumblebee)
Lineage: Eukaryota; Metazoa; Arthropoda; Insecta; Hymenoptera; Apidae
Exons: 3
Coding region: 135-455 (106 amino acids)
Source: RefSeq, a predicted model, not a curated record